Nerophis lumbriciformis (worm pipefish) is the source of this 1272-nucleotide messenger RNA. The record is from RefSeq and is a predicted model, not a curated record. Lineage: Eukaryota; Metazoa; Chordata; Actinopteri; Syngnathiformes; Syngnathidae.
AUGUCCCUAAUAGCUGGUGCGUUGUUGGUGGUCGUCGUUGGUUUAUGCAGCCACGCCGUAGCUCUUGAUAACGGCCUGGCGAGGACCCCCACGAUGGGUUGGUUGCACUGGGAGAGGUUUCUGUGUAACACCGACUGCGAUGGGGACCCAGAAAACUGCAUUAGUGAACAUCUUUACAUGCAAAUGGCAGAUAUAAUGGCAGCAGAGGGCUGGAAAGAGGCGGGCUACCAGUAUGUCUGCAUUGACGACUGCUGGAUGGGUCCGAAACGGGAUGCCAAGCAGCGCCUGCAAGCCGACCCUGACAGGUUUCCAAGCGGCAUCAAGAAACUGGCUGACUAUGUGCAUUCCAAGGGGCUGAAGUUGGGCAUUUAUGCAGAUGUUGGCCGAAGCACUUGUGCUGGAUACCCUGGUAGUCUGGGUCACUACGACACAGAUGCCCAAACGUUUGCUGAGUGGGAAGUGGAUCUGCUCAAGUUUGAUGGCUGCUACAUGGAUGUUUCUUUACUUGAGCAAGGUUAUGUGAACAUGUCUAGAGCCCUGAACAAAACCGGAAGGCCUAUUCUAUAUUCCUGUGAGUGGCCUUGGUAUGAGUGGCCUUCCCAAAAGCCAAACUACAACGCCAUUGCAGAAACGUGCAACCACUGGCGCAACUUUGCAGACAUCUACGACUCAUGGAGCAGCAUCAAGUCCAUCUUGGACUGGACUGCGUCUCACCAGGACAUCAUUGUCCCCUACGCCGGUCCCGGGGGUUGGAAUGACCCAGAUAUGUUAGUGAUAGGGAACUUUGGACUCAGUCCGGAUCAGCAGGAAUCCCAGAUGGCACUGUGGGCCAUUAUGGCUGCCCCGCUGCUCAUGUCUAACGACCUGAGAUCCAUCUGUAGGCGCUCCAAGGAGCUGCUUCAGAACCGCCACAUCAUUGCCAUUAACCAGGAUGAGCUGGGCAAGCAAGGCUACCGCACGGCCAAGGUGGAGCAUUUUGAGGUGUGGGAGAGACCUUUGUCCAAUGGCAGGCUUGCAAUAGCCGUACUCAACACACUGGAGAUUGGAGGCCCACGCAAGUUCUCGUUAGAAAAAGCUCCUGGCUGGAAGAUGUGCGGCCCGCUUUGCAACAUUACCCAGAUUCUGCCCCAAUAUGAAGAAGUGGGCAUUCAGAUCGGACACUGGGUCUCCGUUAACCCCUCAGGCACCGCCCUGCUUGUCAUCAAGCCCAUCAGCAGCCAUGGAAAAAGAUACCUUACAAUUCUACAGUCAGAGAAACGGACAUAUUUAUAG